Messenger RNA from Lepisosteus oculatus (spotted gar), 1263 nucleotides. RefSeq lists its product as uncharacterized. NCBI's taxonomy places the organism in Eukaryota, Metazoa, Chordata, Actinopteri, Semionotiformes, Lepisosteidae. The record is from RefSeq and is a predicted model, not a curated record.
UUAUACAACCAACUUGUAUAACGAAUAGUUUGCUACGUGUGACGUUUGUGGAAUAUACUGUACAGUAUAUAAACAGUACAGGGGACAUAGGAGUGUGAUAGCUUACAGUCCUCCACGAUUAUUUCAGAAACAUGGAAAGCACGUUGAUUUCUGCUGAACUUGCUGGAGGUUUUGUCCUCAGUACUGCAUAUUUGUUUUUUCCACAGAAAGUUUUUGAUUUCCAGGGAGUACCCCACCGUGCGGACGGCGUACACUAUCACAUGACCAGGUCGCUGGGCUGUGUGUGGCUGGCCAGUUACCUCAAGCUGCUGCUCUUCCGAAGAAGCAGGGACCCGCUGGCGCUGGCCUCCCACUCCGCCUCCAGGCUCAUUGCAUUCCUCGCUCUUUUACUGAAUGUCUGCUAUGGAAAUUUUACAGCCAGAGUAUUUGGAGACCAGCCCCCCCUGCUGGACAUCGCGGUGUACUGUUUCUUUAUCCUGGGGAGCGCGGCUCACCUGCUUCUCGGCAGGAGUCAGGUGAAGGGCUUGCUGGACCUGAGUAAGUCCUUUGGCGACCAUGGCUUCCUGUUCCUGCAAGUGGAUUUUCUCGCUACCUUUGUGUUCGGCCUGCUGUGGCUGGCCUAUCCUGACUGGCUUCUCGGCUUCCAGACCAGUGGCCCUGAAGAUGAGCUUCACCUUCACUUGACCCGAGCGUUUGGUGCCAUGAUGGUAGGGGACAGCUUUGUGUCCUUAACCGCGCUGGGCUUCAGGAGCGACAAGGACAAGACCUCUGUGUUCGUGGGCCGGACUGUGGGAACUCUGGUUUUGCUCCUCUUCAUGGUUUAUACCCAGACAACCACGUCCGCCUGGACGAAAGCACACAUUUGGUUUGGAAUGGUGGGAGCCGGUCUUUGGACUGGGAAUUCUGUUCUGGGAUACUUCACCUCCAAAGAGUCUGAGAAGGAAGACUAAACUGGCAGGCACAGAGACUAAUAUACAGGAUGGUUGUGAAGAUAGGUGGCUUUAAAGAGCAAUGCAUUGUAAAAACUGUACACAGGGGGGAAGAGAAAGUCAGUACGCGUGCAAGUGGGAUAAUAUGUACAAUAAAGGACACAGAAUUGGCACAUUUCUCUCUCUGAUGUCUAGAAUCCAUUUUCCAGUGGACACCUGGAAUGUAGUUUCCCUCUGAUGAGUACUGACUUUGUCCCAGGAGAAAUAGUUCUCCAUCAUUCUGUAAGCAUCUAUAAUAAUUGUCAUUGCUCCACAAUACAGCUUUCAUGAUGCA